AUGUCGGCGUCUUCCACCCAACCUGCUGGCGCUCCGCCGGCGCAUCCGCUUCGCCCUUACUAUCAGGCGCCCGAGGAUUCCGUCUUCAUCGCCACCGCUCCUCGCUUCAACAUGACGGGCACACCAGGCGCCGCAUCGCGAACCGCGUCAGGUGCCUCCAACGCCACUUCCAACCCGGCGCUACAUGGCUCAGCAGCGGCGCGCUCGGGCUCGAACCGCUACAUGUCCGCCCAAGACGCAAAGCCCUAUGUCGCCACUACCACGAGUGGCAGCUUUGGCGAAGCCGAUGCCGGCGUCUCGGACAUCUUCCGUGCACUUCUCGUCAGUGGUGCGCUCCAAUACACAAGCACCUGCCUGGCCAUGCCGUUCGAAGUCGGCAAGCUCCUCUUGCAGGUACAGUGGGUGCCCAGAGACGACGUCUGGCUGCAGGUCACGCAGCAGGCUGCUCUAGCGCAGAGACGCCCCGCCAUCAAGCCACAGGCCGCAGACCCCGCACGAGAGUUGCGCGACGAAGCACAGGUGGAUGACUGGGAGCAGGAAGUGGCGCCAGAGGCGAAUGAAUGGGACCGAGAUAGCGACAUCCACGACGAGGAUAUGGAGGACGAUGUUCUCGAAGGGGAUCUCUCGGACGAAGACGACGCCGAUGCCUACUUCCGCGAUGUGGCUUCCCGACCCGCGCGCGCCGACACUUCCCUCUACUCUGGCCGCAAGAAGAGGCGCGUGGUCGACGCUUCCGGCUACGUCAUGCGCAAGAGCGUCCACGACCAAGUCGCACGCCCCGAGUUUGUCAUGCCCGUCGUGGUGCGGGGCGGCGUGUGGGAGAUGAUGAAGGCCGUCGGUCGUGGCAAGGAGGGCUGGCUCGGUCUGUGGAAGGGCUCGCUCACCUCGUUUGUGCUGGAGGUGACGUCGUCGACGAUCCAGCCGCUCGUCUCGUCCAUCCUUUCGCUCUUCGCGCCAUCUGCCCUCUCACCCCUGCCGCUGGCGUAUGCGCCGUAUCCUUACAAGACGCUGGGAUUGCUCUUGUCUUCGCAUCUCAUCACCGGCAUUCUCGUCUCGCCGAUCGACUUGGUUCGGACCAGGCUCAUCGCCCAGAGCACGCUCCCAGCACACCGCAAGUACAGCGGCCCCUACGACGCGCUCCAGAAGACGCUGCGCGAGGAAGGAGGCUGGAAGACGGCAUACCUCCACCCGAAUCUGCUCAUCCCAACCAUCCUCGACUUUACGCUGCGUCCGCUGCUCUCGCUCGGUGCACCUCUGCUCAUCGAGCACACGCUGCGCCUCGAGCCCAACACGCAUCCCAUCAGCUACGCCGUCGCCGAGCUCGCCAUCUCCACAGCGUCGCUGUGCAUCACGCUGCCCAUCGAGACGGUGCGUAGGAGGCUGCAGCUCCAGAUGCGCAAGCCCUAUGGCGCCAAGGACGCAGAGGCUUCUAGCGCCGCCUCGACGCGUAAGAUCACCAGCGCCACGCUGCAGCAGCAAUCGUCGACGGCAGCAUCGCACGGAGGCAUUGCGCUCACUACGGGCAACGUCAGUGUCCGCGGUCUGCGCACGUGCGUCGAAACGCGGCCCCUUCCGUACGUCGGCGUGGUGGAGGCCAUCUACCGCAUCGUGACGGAAGAGACUGUGGCCACGCACAUGCGGUCCGCCAAGCCCGAUCAGACUUCUGCAUCGGCAAACAACGCGACGGACGGCAGCGCAUCCGAUGCCGAAGCCGCUUCGGGCUCAAAUGCAAUGGCUCAGUCGGCCAUUCUGGCCGCAAAGACCGGCCAUUCAUCGCUUGGCGGUCUCCGAUCUCUCUACCGCGGCUUCAGCAUGGCGUUCAGUGCCAACCUCGUCGUCUUCAUGCUCACCAUCGUCAGCGGCGAGAGGGCGGGUCCCGCAGGGUGGGCCGAGAUUUAA
Moesziomyces antarcticus is the source of this 1899-nucleotide messenger RNA. RefSeq names its product mitochondrial carrier. The transcript has a single exon. The coding region runs from base 1 to 1899 and encodes 632 amino acids. The record is from RefSeq and is a predicted model, not a curated record. NCBI's taxonomy places the organism in Eukaryota, Fungi, Basidiomycota, Ustilaginomycetes, Ustilaginales, Ustilaginaceae.